Stylophora pistillata is the source of this 7593-nucleotide messenger RNA. RefSeq lists its product as uncharacterized. Gene Ontology annotation, biological process: ubiquitin-dependent protein catabolic process; protein ubiquitination. The record is from RefSeq and is a predicted model, not a curated record. Gene Ontology annotation, molecular function: zinc ion binding; ubiquitin protein ligase activity; protein binding. Gene Ontology annotation, cellular component: nucleus. Lineage: Eukaryota; Metazoa; Cnidaria; Anthozoa; Scleractinia; Pocilloporidae.
UUCCGCACAGUCUUGGAAACUCUGGAUAAUAGUUUGCAAGCCUCUAGUAUUUUUGGGGCCAUGAUGUGGACAUUUGCCAGUUAUUGUUUGGAAGCAAGCCAGAGAGGUUCAAACCUCUCGUAGGACAGCCAUUCGUUUUCACGGCUCUGUCGUACAGCUUGUCAAAGCGCGCACAUAGCCAUCGGCUGAUCAAGUCACUACAAUAACAAGUACCUCUCUUGUGAAUAAUAGCAACCACAUUAGCUGGCUGAAUGGCGUACGGAGGUAACUGAACAUGGACAGAAGCUGCUCAUGCGUUCCGAGUAAACGGACAAACGAGGUUAUAUCCUAUCAAAUGAUUCAAACGUAAACAAACCCAGGAGUGUUGGAUGACAUGGAGUGACGAACCGAAACAAGAAAAAAUGGAUCACACUGACAGAGUCAGCGACAGAAGUUCGCUUAUCAAAUUCUUUACAUUAGCAGUUAGCGAUCUGCAAGAGGGGAACUUAGUUGAAGCGAAGAAAUCAUUGCAAAAAACUCACUGUUAUUUCCUACACUUGGCGCCACGUGAGUUUUCAAACCUCAGUUUGCAAGAGAUAGAAAUAAUAAGCAAGGCAGAGAAGAUAUCGGUAGAGAAUGUGGCGUGGAGUUUUCGAACUGGAGCUAUUUUGUUGCCCCAAACGUCGUCUGACCUAUUUGUGCGCUUUACCAACGCAUUUGGCGUUGUUGCUUUGAAUAUGACUUGUGUAGAUAUAGCUGAGAAUGUACUUGAGCAAUCAAAAGAGUACAUUGAGCAAGCCGAAGAAUCAGUUAUAAGCCCUGGAGUUGCCCUUAAUAACUUAGGUUGCGUGUAUAUGAUCAAAGGAAGUUUUCAAAAAGCAAAAGUUAGUCUUCAAAGAGCUCUUGAGGUAGUCAAAAAAGGAAAGCAGCGUGUCACGGCUGAGGAGACAAUCGUAGCAAUAGGUAAUAACUUACGACUGGUGUAUCAGGCUCAGAGGAACCACAUAGCUGACUUGCAAUUACAAAGUGAUCUCCUUUCCAAUGUAAGCCGCUGCACCAUACAACCAAGAAUCAUUGCAGUUGUUGACUACAAUAAAGCCCUAACCUCUGUAAAUAACAGAAAUUUAAGAACAGCUUUGGACGAACUGGAGAACUUGAAAAUAUUUUGCGACACAGAAUUAGACCAAAGUAAGAGAGUGUUAACCUGCAUUUUGUUAAAAAUGUAUCUAAUUCGUUUGAUGCUAAAAGCCUCUAGUGGGACCACGACAGUUAUUGAUACUAAGAUUUCGACCUUGCAAGGGCUGAAGGAACUUGUCGAUAGGAGUGUAAACUUUUCCUUAGACUUACUAGUCACGAUUGUGGAGAUUGUGGCCGACAUUCACCUUUAUAAAGGCAAUCUUGACCUUGUCUGUAGCUAUUUCUCGUACCUUGAAGCGGUUGUUCGUGAACGUUGUGGUGCGGAUCACCCAACAGUUGCUUCUAUACUGGCAAAGCAAGGACAUAUUUUCCUACACUUGGAAAACGUUGCAGACUCCAGGAAAUGUUUCACCGCUGCAUUGGAGAUUUUCACCGAAGCUUUUGGUGCUGUUCACCCUGAUGUUCUCAAAUGUAAUGCAGGUCUUGCGAGGCUGGAAUCGCUAUGUGGAUCUGAAGAAAAAUCUUUAACACAUAGUCAAAGAGUUCUGGAAACUGUAGAGAGGAUUUGCCAGGUGUCUUUUGAGCGUCAACUGAAGCCAAAAGUCAUAGAAUUGUUUCAAAGAAGUGGAAGAACACUUUCUCCUGAUACAGAAAGCGAAGAGCAAGUAAAAUGUGAAAAUCUGGUUUCCGAGUUUGGGGUAGAAAUAGCCAGGGUUGUCAACCAGCAUCAAUCGGGUGAUCUUGACGACUGUCCAGGAGUACUCUCAGAUAGUGAGGAUUGUUUGGAUUCCUCCGUCUCUCAGCUGUUUGGCGAGGAUCUAUGUACAAAGCUGUGUUUGAACUGGCUGAAAGCUGGUCUUUGUUUGUUCAAUCUUGGAGCAAAACAAAGUGUCGCGUUUCUCUUUCUCUCGUGUACAUAUGCAAGUAUGCUUUAUGAUAAUUGUGAGUGUUCUGAAGUCAUUUUACUGAAAGUAAUUUUUGUUGUGUGUCAUCUCAAAUCCAAGACGAAUCAAACCCUCCUGGAAGUUAAAGAGAGAUUAAAAACUGAAUUCGGACGGUUGAAGAACUUCAUCGAAGAAAAAGCGAAGAGGGUUGAUGAACUGAAAAGGAAAACUAUAUUUUUUGACGAAAAUACAAACUUGAUGAUUUCUUUAGCAGUAAUCCUUCAGUAUGUUAUAGAAAUGGAAAUUUACGAGAUGAUGGACGCUGUGCAUAGUCUGUUUACUUUACUGUCAAAUGAACAGUCUACGCAGGUAGCUCAUGUAUUGCUCGUUGAAGAGAUUCGGUUUGCGUUUUUUAUCUCAAAUAUCCAAUGUGGCGGCAAAAAAUUCAUGCAUGAUCUGAUUUUUCUGACGCCUCUUGGCAUGAUGUACAAUCGAAAAAUCACUGGCAAAAAAGAUGAAGAUGCUCCCCGUAACUUUCAAAGUAAGGAGCUUACAAAAUCUCUACAUAAAGAUGACAACUUGGGAGAAAGGGGAUCAACGAAAACUUUCAAAACUUUGUUGCUCAAAUCGGACAAUACUAAGUGGAAAGGACCUUCCAGUUUCCUCGUGGAGUGCCCAAUAACUCGUGGAGUUGAUGUUUCAGCACUUAAUCACAUAAAUGCGUGUAGUGUGAACGCAGCAGAAGACAGUCUGCCUCAUUUGAUCUUAUGCAGUCAUCAGAAUAUAGAGUUUGCGACACAGUAUUUUAUAGAAUUGGAACUCCUUGACUCUUCGGAGACCUCUCUUUCUGAGAUUUCUGGUGGUUUUUCCCUUUUGCAACUCUUGCUAUCAGCAGCCAAGGAUAGAUCAGAAUUUGAAACGCAAUCUCCGCUUCUCGUCAACACAGAGACUACUUGCGAAGGAAACCUAGAAUUUAUUUUACAAGACAAAGUAAUUGUGAAGUCAUUAUUCACAAAGCUUUUAAAGCGAAUUUUAACCAACGAGGACGAGCUUGGUGAGGUUUUGAAUGUGGUUGUCAAAGAUAGCCAGCUCGUGUUGAUAGUCCAAGGUCCACCCAUUGGGCAAAUCGUAAUGCAGUGCCAUGAAAACACCAUCAAAGUGAGGACCCAGUUUAUUCACUUGUCUCAAAACCGAGGAAAAAAUGAGAUUGUCCAAGAAGUUCCACCGUGCAAUUGCUCUCUCAUUGAGAUGGUCAUCGCUGACAAAAUGGAAAAAUGUGCUCGUGCUUUUGGAAUUCAUUUCGAGACACAAAGUGAUAAGUCCUGGUAUAUUGCUUCAAAUCUUCUUGGAAAAGCAAGGGAUAUUUCAAUGAGAGGGCACCAGACGCUGGAACUGCAGCAUAAAACCGAACGUCCGGGCCGUAUUACUUCUCCUCCACCCUUGCCUCUCAGACAAUCGUUCCUGUCGGAAUCAUGGACACAAACAGAUUCCUUGAGUAUUCCUUCAACAUCUGAUCUUAGCACCCAAACGGAUCUCAGUGACUCUGAUGAGUCUAAAAACCCGGUAGAUCCCACAUCAUCAUCUAGUGAAGUAAGUUCGUCAUCCUCAUUACCUUCAUCGUCAUCGUCAUUAUCAUCUUCAUUGUCAUCAUUACCUUCACCAUCAUCAUCUUCCGGUGAAGAAAGUACUGAAGAGGUCUCAAGUGGGCCAAGGUCAGAACCAGCAGAGAAAGGUAAAUCUUCAGUGCAUUCCGUCUUUUCCUGUGCCUCAGAAUUGAAGAAAAGCGGAAGAGAAGUUCCAAAAUUUGCAAAUUCAGAGGAAGAGAGCCUUAGCAUGGCUUAUCCCAGUGUUUUAGAAUUCAAAUACACUAGCAAUGACACAGAGAAAGGUGAAACAAAUCAACCACCACCAGUAUCACCAUUAAACUUGAAAGUUCAGACGGAUGGUAAAUUACGUGUGAGUAAAAAACACCUUGACAAGUCUAUUCACACCGAUGAUUGGCUAGGGAAUUCUAUGGAUGAUGAAGUUGAUGGUUCAGUCAAAAGCGCCGUGCGUAAUAUAGCUGAAAUCCAAAACUGUCAACCUUAUUCCUCGACAGGAUCUGUUGAACCACCUUUUCAAGGGGAAGGUGCUGUAGCUGACAACCUCCCACGACUGAAUACCGAUAAGAUGAAGCGACAUGGUGGUGCUGUUGCCGCUGCCAUAACAAGUCGGUGUAAUGAUGCCAUGGAUGAAGACCGACGAAAUAAAGAACGUAAAACCCAUUCGAGGUCGCUGAAGGUUUCUCAAGAGAGGAAAAGCACGAAUACAGGGGAUCUAUCAGAAAGAAGCCACAACACAAGGCAUGGGACGUUUCUAGGCUUGGAGGGUGGAGGACAAGAUCCAUCUUGCUCUGACAGGCGAUUAAGUUACAAGAAUCUUGAAUCAAUUACUUACUGGAACGAUAAAGAGGCAAAGCCUGAGAAGGUUCGACCACGAGGAGGUGAUAUACAAAACACCAUGGAUGAAAAAGAAUCAAAUUUCUUUGGUAUAAAUCCUUGCUUUCUUGCUCGUCACACAGACGACAGUAGCAUUAACACUCCUAUCGAUGAUAUAGGGAAUACAAAGGAAAACGCCAAUGGAUGGUCUUCCAACACCUGCUCAAGGCAUCAAGGGUCGUCUUGUUUCAACAAUGAGGAGGGCUAUCAAAGUAUAUACUCCUUUCAAGCGCCAUCGUUUGGAUCUGGACAUCUCCAAACCCUUUCCAGUGAUGUCCCGGGAAUUGUAGUGGUACCUCCGUAUGCUGAGGUCAAUGAUGACACGCUGUUGGCCCAAACACCCCUUUCGCCACAACAGAGAAAAGUCAAUAAUCAAUGUAUUGAUCCUGUGGUACAACGGGAGAGAAACUGUGAUUUUAAAGUAAUGAAUGGAAAUCCUGCGCGUGUAUCUAAUACCACCCCAAUUACACAAGGCCUGGUCUCUCCUGAAAUGGAAAUCUCUGCUCUACCACAAGGAGCCAAGAACAGAAAUCUGACAUGGGAAAAAAGGACAUUUGCAAAUCAGGAUACUGAUAACCAAGGGCCAUUGGGUGUCUUGAACAAUAAUUCGUUACAGUCAUGUGAUGAUUCCAUAGCUGACCUGGAGCGAAGAGUGGCUGACACUUGUUCCUUUGUCCAAAAAACCUUGAAAGAAAGGGAAGUAAAAGAAAAGGCGAUGAAGGAAAAAGAGCGAAGAAAAAAAGAAGAGCGAGCCAGGAAAGAGCAACAAGCACGUGAAAGAAGAGAGAGGGAGGCAAGGGAAGCACGACAAACGGAAUGCAGCAAUGACACAGAAGAAGCCAGAAACCCGACGAGCGGUGGAAGAGAAACACCUUCGCAAAACACGGCUGGUGCUGAGGGUCAACAAUGGUUGUGUGAACAUUAUCAGCGGCUUUGCCGUGUGAAGUUCCCAUGCUGCGGAAAGUUCUUUCCUUGUCAUCGUUGCCACAACAACUCUGGGUGUUCAAAUGAUAAUUCCAAAGCAAGAGAGGUAUACUUUCUUGAGUGCUCUAUUUGUGGCCAUCAACAAGAGGUAUGCAGACAUGUCACUGAUGCAAAAUGUUGUAAUUGUGUACAGAGGGUCGCAUUUAAACUUUAUGUGAUUUGCUUUUUAUGGUUGAUUUUUUUUAGAUCAACCAGGACGCCCACACCUGUGCCAGAUGUAAAACAAGGUUCUCGGCAUAUUUCUGCUCUGUAUGCAAACACUUCACAAGCACAGACAAAAAUCCAUAUCACUGCACAAAAUGUGGGAUCUGCCGCAUCUUCAAGGACCGCUCCUUCCACUGUGAUGUGUGUAACGUUUGUUUGGACAAACGGCUGGAAGGCAGACAUUCCUGUCGAGAAAAUUCUGGACAUGACGAGUGCUGCAUCUGUUUGGAGGAUGCGUUCAGUGGCUGUCAAAUCCUGCCAUGCUCACACAAGGUUCACAGAGAGUGUGCAAUAGCAAUGAUACAAAAUGGCGUUCGCAGCUGCCCAAUCUGCCGUCAUCCUCUAUACAGUCAGACAGGUGGCAUGAGUGAUUGACAGCCUCUACCCAGGCCCUUCUCUUGUUCCUUCAAGAAAUUAGAGAGGAUCCAGGGAACAAAGCGUGGUGGAUGUUUUUAAUCGUGAGCAUUUUCCAAGGAGUAAUGUUCACGAAAUUUCCUUUUUUAAUUGUUUAAUGUUCAUAUCGUGUUCAUAUAGUGUUAAAAAUUCUAUAACAGCCUUUGAUUGAGGAUAGGUGGUCUGCUCAUUCAGGUGAGAGUAGUCCUGAGAAGGACUGUUGGUGGCAGUAGAAACUGACGUUUCGACAACCAGAACUCAUCAUUAGAGUCGACUUACGCUAUGAUUGCCAAAAUAUCAGUAGUACCUACUCGGGACUUCUCUGACCCGGACGAUUAGCCUUCAUAUUCAUAUUUUACUCCGGUUUCUAAUCCAUUUACUGUGUAACCUUUAUCUAAUUGGACUGAUCAGCACUUUUUUUUUAUACUGAUUAACGUUUGACAUUUCAAAUAGGAAUAAAAAAAAAAAAAAGGUCUACGUGAAACAUGUGCAGGUGAUUUGGGAUCUCAGCACUCAAAAAUGUUUAUCGCCGGUUGUCAAAUAUGGACAUUUUUUUCACUGUCUACCCUGAGAUGGAUGUGGAAAAAUAAUUUGUCGAUGUCGAUCUUGUUCUUCAGUGAAGAAAUUCUGGUGACAGAUCUCCCCAACCUUAUGUAUCUAUACUUCAUUUUCAUAAAUUAUAACUUGAAGUGACAGACAUGACUCUUGUUCAGAAACACUUCUUGAGUCAGCAAAAUUUAGUCGGUCGUUUUAUUUCAAUGACUUGAAUGGAUUCACUACAUGUUUUUUUUUUUCUUGAUCUGAAUGAACGUCGUGGUUCAUUUAGUAGUGAAUGUGAUCAUAAGAUACUCAUUUGGAACGAGACUCCAGAAGAAAAAAACAAAAUGGAACUAAUAUCAUCGAUGUUAGUAUGUUACGGGCUCCUGUAUCCAACCUUUUUUUUUUUUAUCUGAAGUGCAUUAAUAAGAACUCCAGUUCAACUCAAUACAGUAUUCCUUUCUUAUGCGCAAGUACUGAAAAGCUUUCAAGUUAGGAAAUUUCAUAGAACUAUUGGCACAAAUGUAUUGUUUACGAAAGUGGAUUUUAAGGAUCGCGAUGAGUGCUUUUUCUGUGAUAGUAAACAUGAAACCAUAGAGCACCUCUUUUGGUGUUGUGACCGGAUCUUGGGAGAAAACAAAAACUGUAGUCUAGUUCUCCAUUAAAUCUGUUCUCUUGGACUACACAAAAUGUUUUCCUUGUAAAAUGUAAUGAACUGAAUUAUUUUAGUGGUGAAGUUUUUCCAUAUAUAAAUGUAAAAUGGAGGGAAGUAAUUUAGAUUUUACUGGCGCACAAAGCUACCUAAAGUUUCACUGUACUGCUGAAAAAUUGGCAUGUGAUUUUCCCAUAAGGAAAAAUUUUUUAAGUAGGCAGAAAUUUAAGUAUAGCUCAGUAUAAUAUGUCUUUAUCGUACACUGUAAAUAACAUUUCAGUCUGUCAUGUUAUUUUUUGCGUAACUGAUGCAUCCUUGGUGUUUGUAAUAAAUGGUCUUCAGAAUA